GUAUAAAACCCCUUGGGUUCCCUCCAGCCAGACUGUAGACCUACUGGAAACUUUAGAGACACCUGAGUGUCGCCCCACUGGCUAAACUAUCCCAUCACAAUGUUGUCACGACUGUUGAUUGUUCCUUUGAUCUUUGCUUUGGCUGGUCUUGCUAUCUCAGCCCCAGUUACUGAUGGAACCGAGGCAGACAAUGAUGAGAGAGCUGCCCCCUUGCUAGUGCACCUUAAAGGUGACAAAGAUGGCGGAGGCCUCACAGGCAGCCUGGAUGGAGUCUCCACAGGGACCACAGAUGGGACUGAUUCCAGUAAAGAGCUAGCAGGAGGUGCAGUGGAUACCUCACCUGAUACAACAGACACCCCUGAUGCCAGUAGCAGUGAUAUAUUCCCAGACACAUACAACAGAGAUACCAGCGUGGAAACUACAGGCAAUCCUGAUGACUCUGAUGCCCCAGAUGCAGCUGAAGCAGCAGGCAGCCAAGACACAACGGAUGCAGCUGAAGCAGCAGGCAGCCAAGACACAACGGAUGCAGCUGAAGCAGCAGGCAGCCAAGACACAACGGAUGCAGCUGAAGCAGCAGGCAGCCAAGACACAACGGAUGCAGCUGAAGCAGCAGGCAGCCAAGACACAACGGAUGCAGCUGAAGCAGCAGGCAGCCAAGACACAACGGAUGCAGCUGAAGCAGCAGGCAGCCAAGACACAACGGAUGCAGCUGAUGCCUCUGAGGCUGUGGCAGAGACCGUAGACACUUUUGAUAUACCAGAUACAGAUGGUGCAGAUGACAGGGAGAAGGUGUCAACAGAGGUGUCAACAGAGGAUUUGGACUCAGCAGGUGUGGAUAAGUCUCCAGAAAGUGACUCCACAGAGUCUCCAGGAAGUGACUCCACAGAGUCUCCAGGAAGUGACUCCACAGAUGAAGUGCUGACAGACGUGCAAGCUGACUCUGCUGAUGUGACCAGUGAUGACAUGGAUGAGGCCACAGAGACGAACAAAGAUGAUGACAAGAGUGACGACAAGAGUGAUGCAGAUGCUGCCACAGACAAAGAUGACAGUGAUGAGGAUAAGGACACUGAACUAGAUGGUAAGGCCCAUGCAGAAGACACACAGACAGAGGAAGCGGCAGACAGCGACAGCAAACAAGGCGCUGCAGACUCUGACACGGACGAUGACAGGCCAGAAAAAGACGUCAAGAACGACUCAGAUGACAGCAAGGACACCACCGAAGAAGACGACAAACCAGACAAAGAUGAUAAGAAAAACAGAGACAGCGCAGACAACAGCAAUGAUGACAGCGAUGAGGUGAUCCAGGUCCCCAGGGAGGAACCAGAGCAGCAGGAAAUGAACCUGGAGGAGGGAGGAGUGAUUGGCAGCCAGGAGGAGACUGUAGCAGCAGACAAGGAGGAGGGGAGUGAUGUGGGGGACCAGAAGCCCGGCCCUGAAGACAGCAUCGAGGAGGGAAGCCCUGUAGGGAGGCAAGAUUUUGAGCCUCCACAGGAUUCGGAGGAGGAGGAGGCGAAGCUGGAAGCAAAGGAGGAGGAGGAGCUGGAGAAGGAGGAGGAGUUGGAGGAGGCGGAGGCAAAGAAAGAGGAGGAGGAGAGGAAACUAAAAACAAUAGAGUCCGACAGUCAUGAGGACAGUCAUGAGGACAGUCAUGAGGACAGUAAGGAUGAAAGUGAGGCUGAACCAGACUCCAACAGUAAAAAGGACAUUGGGACCAGCGAUGCCCCUGAACCACAAGAGGAUGACAGUGAAGAGGACACUGAAGCCCAGCCAGAGGACACUGAUGAUAGCAUGAUGAAAGAGCCCAAAGAUUCUGACGAUGCUGCGUCUGACAAAGAUGAUAAGGACAAGAAUGAUAUGGACAAAGAAGAUAUGGACAAGGAUGAUUUGGACAAAGAUGAUAUGGACAAGGAUGCCUCUGACUCAGAGGAUGACCAAUCUGAAUCGGAUGCAGAGCCAGGAGCAGAUUCACACACAGAUGUCGAUGAGAUAGAUGGGGAAGAAACAAUGACUCCAGAUUCAGAAGAGAUAAUGAAGUCUGGUGAGAUGGACUCGGUUGUCGAGGAAACUGAAGCCGUUCCAGCUGACAUUCCGGACCAACAGGAUGACAUGACACAGGGCACCUCACAGGCUGCUGAUGCUGCUGCCAGCGCCCCGGCAGCCCAGUCUUAGCCCUGUGGGUUGAGCCCACAGCACGCUGUGGAUGGAAUCAGACAUUUUGACCCAUCAUGGUGAAUCUCACAGAAAACUGACAACAAGCAAUAUCAACAAAAACUUUAGUCAAAUGUUGCUCUUAAGUUCCUUAACCCUCUUUUGCCACUCAAAAUGGUGAAGGUGUGUGCAGUGUCUAUGAGGAUAAAAUUAAAUUAUUCUACUUUUUUUGGUGUACAUUACAUUUUUACCCACUUUUUGACUGUAUUGUUUUUUGGGUAGUUGGAUAUUGAAUCAUGAAGAAUGUCAACUUUGUUUUUGUUAAAGGCAGUUUAUGUAGUUACACUCCUGUCGUAUCAACUAGCAUAUUCAUAAAAUGGUCACUAUGUUCUCUUACAAUGCCCUUGAGAAAACCAGAAGUCUGUUUCUUAAUUCAGUCAUUGUAGGUUAGCUCUGUUUCUGCAGGGUUCCUACUGUUUCCUCCUGCUUUCAUAUGAUGCAUUGCUGUCUCAGUCCUUGACAGACAGCUCAAUUGGCACGUUGUCCUUCUAACUGAUCACAGCUGCUACAUUUGAAAAAUAACAGACUGACUCACAGCUCAACAUUCGUUUUUUAAAUUAUGAAAAACAUUAGGUCCUUUAUACAAAAUGAAGUGUACAUACGUGUUAUGACGCAACAAUGUCUUUGAUAAGGUAUACAAAACAAAUCUAGAGAAAGUACUAACAAAGUGUGAUCUACAUUGGUCGGAAAGAUUGUAAAAUAACAAUUGUAUAGACAUAAUGAGAAUGUCAUUUGAAUAUGUACACAAGGGGGGAAUCUAAUAAAGACUGAGUUGUCAGCAAGUUUUUGGGGAUAAAAA
This is a messenger RNA of Salvelinus fontinalis (brook trout), 3007 nucleotides long. RefSeq names its product otolith matrix protein OMM-64-like. The record is from RefSeq and is a predicted model, not a curated record. The coding region runs from base 100 to 2169 and encodes 689 amino acids. The transcript is spliced from 23 exons. Lineage: Eukaryota; Metazoa; Chordata; Actinopteri; Salmoniformes; Salmonidae.